Molecule: messenger RNA, 1706 nt
Organism: Papaver somniferum (opium poppy)
Lineage: Eukaryota; Viridiplantae; Streptophyta; Magnoliopsida; Ranunculales; Papaveraceae
Product: serine/threonine-protein phosphatase PP1-like
Exons: 4
Coding region: 291-1268 (325 amino acids)
Cellular component (GO): cytoplasm; nucleus
Molecular function (GO): protein serine/threonine phosphatase activity
Source: RefSeq, a predicted model, not a curated record
CCUACAACAAAACAAAACAAUCCAACCAACAUAUACACAUAUCUCCUUAUCAUUCCCUUAACAAAGCAAAUCUUUUAUAGGUACAAGUUGUGUUGCAUUGACGCGUCCUUUUGAAGAUUUCAACUUCUUUUUUCUCUUCUGAGAGAGAACAUAUCUGGGCUAGGCAUUUCUUCAAACAGAGAAGGUAUUGAAAACGAAUCAGAAUUUCUAAUUGAUUGGGGUGAUUAGGUGAUCAUUUGUGCUUCUGGGGGUUGCUUAAUUAUAUUUUUGGUGGUGGUGGUGGAGGAAAGAUGAUGACAAUGGAAGGGAUGAUGGAUAUAGGGGUAUUGGAUGAUAUAAUAAGAAGGUUAUUGGACGGGAAAGGAGGAGGUAAACAGGUUCAAUUAUCUGAAGGUGAAAUUAGACAACUUUGUGUCAACGCUAGACAUGUUUUCCUGAAUCAACCUAAUCUUCUAAAACUCCACGCCCCUAUCAAGAUCUGUGGUGAUAUACAUGGGCAAUACCAAGACCUUUUAAGGAUGUUUGAAUUUGGUGGUUUCCCUCCUUCUGCAAGCUACCUCUUUCUUGGAGACUACGUUGAUCGUGGUAAACAAAGCUUAGAAACCAUCUGCUUACUGUUGGCCUACAAAGUUAGGUAUCCCGACAAGCUAUUUCUUUUAAGAGGAAACCAUGAAGAUGCAAAAAUAAAUAGGAUUUAUGGUUUCUACGACGAGUGCAAAAGGAGGUUUAAUGUUCGGUUGUGGAAGAUCUUUACUGACUGCUUUAAUUGCUUGCCCGUGGCUGCUGUCAUUGAUGAAAAGAUCUUCUGCAUGCAUGGGGGUCUUUCUCCAGACUUGGAAAAUCUAAAACAAAUAAAUGAUAUCAAAAGACCAACUGAGAUCCCUGAUGCUGGUCUCCUAUGUGAUCUGUUGUGGGCUGAUCCUGACCCUGCAGUUGAAGGAUGGCAAGACAGUGAUCGAGGUGUGUCCUGUACCUUUGGACCUGACAGGGUUAAGGAGUUCUUAUCUAAGAAUGAACUAGACCUAAUAUGCCGGGGUCAUCAGGUGGUCGAGGAUGGAUAUGAAUUCUUUGCCAAAAGGAGAUUAGUUACAAUAUUUUCGGCUCCAAACUAUGGUGGGGAAUUUGAUAAUGCAGGUGCUUUGAUGAGUGUUGAUGAAGCUCUAAUGUGUUCUUUCGAGAUAUUGAAACCAAUGGAACAUGAUCCUCCUGCAGGCAGUUCUAGUUCUUCAGGGUUGACGCUUAAGAAGUUACCGAAAGGUUCAAAAUGAAAGUCUGAUCAAGCAUGACAACUAACGACAGUUUCUGAAGAUUUGGUGAAGUUCAUGAGAAGUUAGCUUAUUUUGUUGGGACUGGGGAUUAUUUAUUUGUCAAAUGAUUCUUGUUUAGAGAAGCCUUGUGAAUCCAAUCAACAGUGAUGAACAAAACAUGCAGGAAAAAAGAAGAAAGUGAAUCGUGUCAAUUAUUGAUAGCAAUUCAGAGUAUUAUACGCCGUGUGUAUAGAUUAAAAAUUGCACGAUGUCCUCUGUACAGACGGAGAGAGUCUUCUUUGUUUGGUUGCUUUCACAGAAAAAUGAACACCUAAUUGUUUGAUAUCUACUCUUUUAGUUUUGGUAACAUUUCUUGGGAAAGCUAUUCACGUUUGAUUUGCAGCCAAGAAUUCGAGGGAAGCGUGGUUCACAAAUCUCAUAACCUUUUUAUUUUCUUUC